Molecule: messenger RNA, 1868 nt
Organism: Dioscorea cayenensis subsp. rotundata (Guinea yam)
Lineage: Eukaryota; Viridiplantae; Streptophyta; Magnoliopsida; Dioscoreales; Dioscoreaceae
Source: RefSeq, a predicted model, not a curated record
UAAUAAAAAGGGACAUAAACCUUUGGCUUGGGCAUCAGAAAAAACCUAAAAAAAAAUCCCUCAGAAAGCUUCUAGCAAGCCCGGAGACUGCAUAGGAAAAGAUGACAGUGGUUUUGCCAAGGUUUAUAGUCAUCAACUUCAAUGACAACGAUGAGAAGGACGACAAGAGACAUUACAUGGGCUACAUCAAUGAAAAAGGGAAAGAGUACAAUGGGUACCUUGCAUUCACUGAAACUCAGGCUGUGAGUGCCUAUGCCAAAUUUGAAGUGGAGACUGCUGAUAGAAAUGGUUUGGUGCACAUAAGAAGCAGUCAAAACAACAAAUACUGGGUACGAACCAAAGAGAAUGACAACGGAGGAAAUUUGGCCUGGAUUACUACUACUGCCGAAAAGCCAGAGAACGACCAAUGCAAGGAGUCUUGUACGUUGUUCAAGUUUAUCAUUGAAGAUGCUACAACAAAUAUGUAUCGAAUAGUACAUAUCCAAUCAGGAUGCUAUUUAUUAGCAAAGUGGCGGGCAUCAAACUUUCCUUGCUUUGUGGGAGCAAAUGAUAAAACUUGUCAAGAAUAUGAAAAUGACAUCUUCAAAAUUAUUGAUUGGGACUCUUUGGUGAUUCUACCAAAGUAUAUGGCAUUCAAAGGAGAUAAUGGUCAAUAUCUGUGCCUUCGUCAGAUCGAGGGAUACCCAUAUUUGCAAUUUUCAACUGAUGAUAUUGGCGAUUCAACUGCAGCAUUUGAGAAUUUCACUACUGAAAAUGGAACCAUUCGCAUCAAGUCCACUUCCAACAAUGAAUUUUGGAGGCGCAGUCCGAAUUGGAUUUGGGCAGAUUCUAACGAGAAUAGCAACAAUAACAAGGAUACCUUGUUUCGCCCCAUUAAAGUUGACUAUCAAACUAUAGGUCUUCUCAACUUGGGUAACAAUCAUUUCUGCAAGCGACUAACAACCGAGGGAAAGACAAGCUGCCUUAAUGCAGCUGUCCCCACUGUCACCAAAGAAGCCAAGAUAAAGGUGGAAGAGCCUGUUUUGACAAGGAACAUUUAUGACGUCAAAUACGAUAUGGAGAAUUCAAGGGUUUAUGAUGAAACAGUCCUUGUCGUGGCUAAGAAUUCUGCCACCAAUAAUACCCAGCAAACCUCAAGUUUAGACGUGAAGCUCUCCUACACAAAUACUAGGACUAGCAAUUGGAAAACUAUGCUUUCCCUGAAGUUGGGAAUGAAAGCCAUCAUGGCUUCAGUAUUCCACUCAUUUUUCGAUGGAAAGAUUGAAAUUUCUGGUGAAGUUCAAUCAGGAGUCGAGUGGGGAGAGACCACAACAACAAUUACUGUAUUGGAGGUUGUACACAAAGUUGUUGUGGCACCAAUGAGUAAGGUGACCGUCUCUCUAAUUGCAACAAAUGGUAAAUGUGAUGUUCCCUUCACAUUCAUGCAAAAGGACACACUUUACAAUGGGAACACUAUCACCACUGAAGUGCAAGGCGGCACUUACACCGGUUCUAAUUUCUAUAGCAUCAAAUUUGAAACCAAGCAAGACAAGAUCUAAAUUCAGUGCACUGUGUGUUGUGUACGCAUCCAAUAAGCCUUUAUGGAAGAUAUGUUUCUUAUAUAUUACUAAUCUAAAAUAAAACAUGCGUGAAUUCAUCAUCUGUGGAGGUGUGAAUGAACGAAAGUGGGGCCGGGCCGGAAUGGAACGAGUGUGUUUGAGGUCAGCAACAUCCUAGCUGGUUAAAGGGGGCUCUAAAGUAGAGAUGGGCAUAGCUGAUUAACGAGCAAGCCCUACCUAGUGGAUUCGGAUCGAUCUCUAGUUGACUGAGAGCCAUCCUACCAGCAAGUUUUUUUUUUAAAUAUUAUCUUAUUAUUUUGACUCCGAACU